Salvia hispanica is the source of this 1229-nucleotide messenger RNA. RefSeq lists its product as uncharacterized. Gene Ontology annotation, cellular component: intracellular membrane-bounded organelle. The record is from RefSeq and is a predicted model, not a curated record. Gene Ontology annotation, molecular function: thiolester hydrolase activity. NCBI's taxonomy places the organism in Eukaryota, Viridiplantae, Streptophyta, Magnoliopsida, Lamiales, Lamiaceae.
GUCAUAAAUUAUGGACAACGCCGAUUGGCUUGCGGCAACAAACUCAACUAUAAAUUGGCUCACGAAUCCAAUAUCCCAACUGUAUUUCCCGCAAAAGGUCUUGGAAAAGGAGGGGCCGCAAAAUUUAUCUUAAUCCAUUCAAGAAAAUGAGGUCCUCUGGCUUGAUCCUCUGUUUCUUUGCCUCCACUCUCAUCCAUGUCUCUGUCUCUCUUCCUUUCAUCCUACUCCAUGGUAUUGCAGAUCAGUGUGCCAACAAAGGAGUGAAGAACAUAACAGACCAGCUAACCGAGCUGUCGAAAUCAAAAGGAUUCUGCUUAGAAAUUGGAGAUGGAACAUGGGAUUCUUGGUUUAAGACACUUAGUGAACAGACAGAAAUUGCAUGUAAUAAGGUCAAGCAAAUGAAUGAACUGAAAGACGGUUACAACAUCGUUGGUCUAUCCCAGGGUAACUUGAUCGGGCGAGGUAUUGUGCAGCUUUGUGAUGGAGGACCACCAGUCAAGAAUUUUAUCUCCCUUGGAGGACCUCAUGCUGGCACUGCUUCAGUUCCUCUCUGCGGUAACGGCACAUUUUGCAUUAUCGCGGACAACAUAAUCAAAUCGGGGAUCUACACUGACUACGUCCAAGCACACUUGGCUCCUAGUGGCUAUCUUAAGCUGCCAAAUAAUAUUCCUGCCUACUUAGAUAAAUGUAGUUUUCUGCCCAAGCUCAACAAUGAGAUCCCUGAAGCGAGAAAUGCCACUUACAAACAACGGUUUACGAGCCUGCAAAACCUUGUCCUGAUCAUGUUUGAACAAGAAACUGUUUUAAUACCGAAGGAGACCUCUUGGUUCGGAUACUAUCCAGAUGGAACUUUCAAUCCGGUUUUGUCGCCACAGAAGACUAAGCUUUAUUCGGAGGAUUGGAUUGGUUUGAAAACGCUAGAUGAGGCCGGAAGGGUUAAGUUCAUCAAGGUGCCCGGAAAUCACCUUGGAAUCUCCACAGCCGACAUGAAGAAGCACGUCAUCCCUUAUUUACAGGAUGCAGCGUAGGACAUUUGAGCAAAGAUUUGAUCAAUCACAGUGUAUUGAUGUUGAAAGAAACCAUUAAGUAUAGAAGUUGCACACUGCAUACUUCUCAAUUCUUAGCAUGCCUGAGUAUUCUGCUGGCUUGUUUUGUAUGUGAACUUGCAUUCUUUGAAUGCAUGUUGUUAAGAUUAAAAGGAAUAAAAUUCAGCGUUGCAGUUGUACUGA